Molecule: messenger RNA, 2625 nt
Organism: Trichomonas vaginalis G3
Lineage: Eukaryota; Parabasalia; Trichomonadida; Trichomonadidae
Product: centrosomal protein 2 family
Exons: 1
Coding region: 1-2625 (874 amino acids)
Biological process (GO): centriole replication
Cellular component (GO): centrosome
Source: RefSeq, a predicted model, not a curated record
AUGGAGGAGAUUAAUAUGAGCUCCUGCUCUUUUAUAUCUGACGGAGAUGAUGUCGCAUCAACCGGAGGAGAUAAAGUCGCUAUGAAGCAAAAGCAACUCGAAUUAGAUCACUUAACAGAAGUUAAUACACAACUUCAAAACUCAAUUGAUUCAUUAAAGGCUCAAUUAAAGGAAGCCAUGGAUGCUACAGCAAGCAUUGGCACAAUGAAUAACACAAUUACAGAGCUUAAGAACCAAUUGGCAGAAUAUAAAGAAAAGGAGAAGAAUCUGACAAAGGAGCUUAACGCCGCAACAACAUCAGCUAAGGAAGCAGAGGCAAAGCACCAAGAAGAUAUUCAGGCUGUUACAGCUGAGAGAGAUAAUUUGAAGGCUCAGCUUACAGCAGAAGCUGAUAAAUACAACAAGUUACGCAAGGAGAGACAACAGCUUAAGUCUCAAGUUGAAGAAAAAGAUACAUUGCUUGAGAAUUGCGCAAUGGAAAUCGAAGAAACAAAGACAGCUAAGAAGAAACUUCGCACAAAGUUUGCAACACUCGGCGAUAAGAUUCAGGCUCUUGAAACAGAAAAUGCUCAGCUCCAGGUUCAGAUUACAAACGCACAAAAUGAUAAGAAAGCUCUUGAGCAAACAAUUCAAGCUCUCAAGGCCCAAAUUCAGGCAGCCCAAGCAGGCAAGGAAGAAUCAGAAGCUUCUAUUAAUCUUUUGAAGAAGGAACUCGAGGCAAAACAACAUAUAAUAAACGGCUUCGAAGAGGAUCUUGACUCCCAGCGCGAGGAACUUAUUCAGAUGAACUCAGAGCGUGAUAAUAUCAUCGGCCUUGUUCAGAAGAUGCAUAAUGGACUUCAGAUCGCUGAACAGCAUAUCGCAAAGCUUACACAGGAGAACGACAGCUUAAACAACAAGCUCAAGAUUCAGGCUAAGAAGGCUGCUAAGGCAGUUCCAGCAACCAACGAUGUUGCUGCCUUGACUAUGCCAUUCGAAGGUGAAAUGGGUGAGAAGGCUGCAGAAUACCUCAAACUCCAGCAAUAUCAGCCAGUACAACGUGCUCAGCUCGUUAUCAACGAAGCUGCUAAGCGCCUUGCUGAAGCUGAGAAUGUUGCUGCUCUCAAGGUUCAGGAAGUUGAAGAACUUCGCAACCAGUUAUCUGCUGCUGUUGAUGGACAGACACCAUACUGCCAGAUCCUUGAUGCUCUUCUCAAGGAGCUCAAGAACAUCUCAUCCAUGGAAUCUCAGAUCAACAAUGCUCAGUAUUGCAAGGUUGAUACAGCAUUCAUCGAGUUCAUGGCUCAGAAAUCAGCUGAAAUCGAACCACUCAUCAAGGAAGAACUUCUUGCUGAUCCAAGAUUCAUCCCAUCCGAUUUCUUCACAACAACAGAUUUCAACAAGCGUAAGGAAGUUAUCCAGGACAUCCUCAAGCAGAACGACAUGACUGGUUCAAUCCUUACAGCAUCAUUCUUAACAAACAUAUUGUUAUCUAACCAGCUUAACGCUCUUAUGGGACCACUUGGCCAGAUGGAAGAAAUCUCAAGACUUGAUGUCAUCAACGGCCAUGAUAUCUCCGAUAUCCCAAUGCUUAUCCAGGGAUUACAGGCCAAGAUUGAGAAGCUCAAGAAGCAGAGAACACAGGUUCACAACUACUUGAAGAAGGCUCAACAUGAUGUCCAGACAUUAUCUAAGUCUGAGAACGACUUAAAGACAAAGGUCUCACAGCUUCAAAUCCAGAACGAAUCUCUCACAUCAGAGAAUGAAGUUCUCAAGGUCAAGUAUCAAGUUGCAAACAAUGAACUUCUCCUUAAGAAGAACGAAGAAAACCUCAACCAGUUUGCUCAGAAGCUCAAGGAGGAAGUCGAUGUCCAACAGAGCGAAGCCAAGGAGAAGACAGACAAGCUUGAAUCCCUUCUCCAACAGAAGACUAAAGAAUGCGCAGACUUGACAAACUUGAUCAAGAAGCUUCAGAUAACUCUUGAUGAAACAACAAAGAAGCAGAACAAGAGAUUCGCCAAGAACGAAGAGACAUUGAAGAAGCAGUUGCUUGAGAUGCAAGAACAAAUGGAAAUGCUCGAGGAGCAGCUCGAAGCCAAGAAGAGGAAGGCCAAGAAGACAGAAAAGACACUCAGAGAACAGUAUGAUCAUCAAUUAAAGGAGAUGGCUGUUCGCUAUGAAGAAGGAAAGGAAGCUCUCAACAAGACAAUUGAAGACUUGAAGGCUAAGAGCGAUGAAGCCAGAGAGAUGACAAAGAAGUUACAGGAACAAUCACAGGAUAAUGAACAGAAGAACCAGAAAUUAUCUUCAGAUAAUGCAGCUUUACUUCUUGAAAAGAAGAACUUAAGUGCACAGUUACAGCAAUUGAAGUCCCAGAUUCAGAAGGAAAAGCAGCAAUUACAGGUUCAAUUAGCAGCUAAGAUGAUGGCUUGCGAAACAAAGGUUCAGACAGCUACAAAUGAAGUCAGAGCUCAGGAAGAGAAGAAAUUAAAGAAUCUUUUGAACAUUGUCUGCGAGCAACUUGGCUCAGUUUACGGCUUUGAUGAUUCAGACUUUACAGAAGAAUCCCUUAAGCAGGUGGUGGCACAUGCUAAGGAGGACCUUGAUAGGCUUCACUACUUCCAGAAUGAAGCUACAAAGAUCUGA